UGUAUAAAAGACCCGCUCCAACCCUAACCAAACAUUUACUCUUGGGGAUCUCUCAAGCAAGACUCAACUGACUUUCAGAGACACAACUUUUGGACCUUUUUUUUUUGCAAGAAGCUUUCUGAGGAGACAUGGUGUCAGCCGGCUUUCAGAUAUUGGGCAUUGCCCUGUGCAUCAUUGGCUGGAUUGGAGCCAUCAUUACGUGUGCUUUACCCCAGUGGAAAGUGACAGCCUUCGUCGGCCAGAACAUUGUCACUGCUCAAACCACUUGGGAAGGCAUCUGGAUGACCUGUGUGACGCAGAGCACAGGCCAGAUGCAGUGUAAGGUUUAUGACUCCAUGCUGGCCCUUUCCCAGGACCUCCAGGCUGCCCGCGCCCUCCUCAUCAUCUCUAUCCUGAUCGGCAUCUUCGGCAUCCUCCUGUCCAUCGCAGGCGGCAAGUGCACCAACUGCGUGGAGGAUGAGACCUCCAAAGCCAAAAUCGGUGUGGCAGCUGGUGUGAUCUUCAUCAUUGCUGGUGUUUUGUGCCUCAUACCCGUGUGCUGGACGGCACACAGCAUCAUAAGAAACUUCUACAACCCUCUCCUGGCGGGCUCUCGGAAGAGGGAGCUGGGACCUAUGGUUUCUCAGGGGAUUCAGCUCAUUGGCAUAAUAAUGGCUGUGAUCGGCUGGCUCAAGGUCAUCGUGGUGUGCGCUUUGCCCAUGUGGAAGGUCACGGCUUUCAUCGGAGCCAACAUCAUCACGGCUCAAACCAUAUGGCAGGGCAUGUGGAUGAACUGUGUGGUGCAGAGUACAGGCCAGAUGCAGUGCAAGGUGUACGACUCCAUGCUGGCUCUGCCCCAAGACCUGCAGGCCGCUCGCGCUAUGAUCGUCAUCUCCAUCCUGACCGGGGUCUUCGGACUGGUCUUGGCAAUCGCUGGCGGGAAAUGCACUAACUGCAUCGAGGAUGAUAGGUCCAAGGCGAAGGCUUGCAUCCUGGCUGGGAGUUUGUUCAUCAUCUCUGGGUUGCUCUGUCUCAUUCCAGUCUCCUGGUCUGCAAACACCAUCAUCACCAACUUCUACAACCCGCUGUUGAUCGAAGCCCAGAGAUACGAGUUAGGAGCAGCGCUGUAUAUCGGCUGGGCGGCUUCUGCGCUGCUGUUAAUGGGAGGGGGGCUACUGUGUUGGAACUGCCCGCCCAAACAUGAACAUGGACAUCCCCACUACAUACCCAAAUUCACACCAGUGAAGUCAACCUCCACAUCAAGAGAAUACGUAUAA
Messenger RNA from Thunnus maccoyii (southern bluefin tuna), 1256 nucleotides. RefSeq names its product claudin-4-like. The record is from RefSeq and is a predicted model, not a curated record. The transcript has 2 exons. Gene Ontology annotation, molecular function: structural molecule activity. Gene Ontology annotation, biological process: cell adhesion; bicellular tight junction assembly. Bases 129 to 1256 code for a protein of 375 amino acids. Gene Ontology annotation, cellular component: plasma membrane; bicellular tight junction. Lineage: Eukaryota; Metazoa; Chordata; Actinopteri; Scombriformes; Scombridae.